Messenger RNA from Hyaena hyaena (striped hyena), 2727 nucleotides. RefSeq names its product DNA polymerase lambda (gene POLL). Bases 493 to 2214 code for a protein of 573 amino acids. Lineage: Eukaryota; Metazoa; Chordata; Mammalia; Carnivora; Hyaenidae. Gene Ontology annotation, molecular function: DNA binding; DNA-directed DNA polymerase activity. The record is from RefSeq and is a predicted model, not a curated record. Gene Ontology annotation, biological process: double-strand break repair via nonhomologous end joining. The transcript has 9 exons. Gene Ontology annotation, cellular component: nucleus.
CCUGCCACCCGCGGGGCCUGAAGUUGACCCCACCUGGGACCGAAUCGCUACGGUGGGCAGGGGUCCUUAGGUCUGGGUUUGGACCCUCCAGCUGUCCUCUGACCUCCAGGUGGGAGUCCUUGGCGCGUGCCAGCUGCGCUCGUGGCGGGUGCCCCACAGCUGCCUGUCGUCUCCACCCCCAGCUGUGAGGCGAAGAGUCCCCAAGUCUCGGAAAGGCGCCCUACACCUGCUGCCGCCUUGCCCUGUCUCCCCGCAGCUGCGGGGCUGAGCACCCCAGUGACGGGUGGCCGGCGACCGGGGCAGGUGAAGGGCGUUUUCUCCCGCCUCCCUAACACCCUGGCCUCCUAGGGUUUCCUCUGCCGGUCUGUGAUGGGAUAAAGAAAGAUCACGUGGAGUUUAGAUGCAGAUUCCUCCCAGUCCUUCAACCCUCUUGGGAGCCCAGUUGCCCUGAUCAAACCUAAAACCUAAAGGCCAGGAUCCGGCCAUUCCUCAAUGGACCCCAGGGGCAUCUUGAAGGCAUUUCCUAAGCGGAAGAAAAUUCAUACCGAUCCAUCAUCAAAAGCACUUGCAAAGAUUCCCAGGCAAGAAGAUGGAGAAGCAGGAGAGUGGCUGAGCUCCCUGCGUGCCCAUGUUGUGCCCAGUGGCAUUGGGCAGGCCCGGGCACAGCUCUUUGAGAAGCAGAUUAUCCAGCAUGGUGGCCAGAUAUGCGCUGCCCAGGCCCCAGGGGUCACUCACAUUGUGGUGGAUGAAGGCAUGGACUGUGAGCGAGCCCUCCGCCUCCUUCGACUGCCCCAGCUGCCCCAGGGCGCCCAGCUGGUGAAGUCCACCUGGCUCAGCCUGUGCCUGCAGGAGAGAAGGCUGGUGGACACGGCAGGAUUCAGAAUCUAUAUCCCCAACAGGUACCCGGACCAACCACAGCUCAGCAAGACAGACCAAGACUUUUCUGCUCCUGGAGCCAAUGGGGCUCCGCUCAGGACAGCCCUCUCUUCUCCCCCUCCUCCCACCAGGCCUGUAUCUCCUCCCCAGAGGGCAGAAACAGCCCUGAGCACCCAAGCCCAGCCUGGCUCUGAUGAUGAAACCAGUGAUGGGGAAGAGACCCAGGUCAGCGCAGCUGAUCUGGAAGCCCUUAUCAGUGGCCACUACCCCACACCCCUUGAGGGAGAUGGUGAGCCCAGCCCAGCCCCUGAGGGCCUGGAUAAGUGGGUCUGUGCACAGCCUUCGAGCCAGAAGAUGACCAACCACAACCCCCACAUCACAGAGAAGCUGGAAGUACUGGCCAAAGCCUACAGUGUUCAGGGAGACAAGUGGAGGGCCCUGGGCUAUGCCAAGGCCAUCAAUGCCCUCAAGAGCUUCCACAAGCCUGUCACCUCCUACCAGGAGGCCUUCAGUAUCCCUGGGAUUGGAAAGCGGAUGGCCGAAAAAAUCGCAGAGAUCCUGGAGAGCGGGCAUCUGCGGAAGCUGGACCAUAUCAGUGAGAGCGUGCCUGUCUUGGAGCUCUUCUCUAACAUCUGGGGAGCUGGAGCUAAGACUGCCCAGAUGUGGUACCAGCAGGGUUUCCGGACCCUAGAAGACAUCCGCAGCCAGGCCUCCCUGACUACCCAGCAGACCAUUGGCCUGAAGCAUUAUGAUGACUUUCUGGAACGCAUACCCAGGGAGGAAGCUGCAGAGAUUGAGCAGACAGUCCGGGAAUCAGCCCAGGCCUUCAGCCCCGGGCUGCUGUGUGUGGCAUGUGGUUCUUACCGACGCGGGAAGGCAACCUGCGGUGAUGUGGACGUGCUGCUCACUCACCCGGAUGGCCGGUCUCACCAGGGCGUCUUCAAUCGCCUCCUUGACAGCCUUCGGCAGCAAGGGUUCCUGACGGAUGACCUGGUGAGCCAGGAGGAGAACGGCCAGCAGCAGAAGUACCUGGGCGUGUGCCAGCUCCCCGGGCCGGGGCGGCGGCACCGACGGCUGGACAUCAUCGUCGUGCCCUACAGCGAGUUUGCCUGCGCCCUGCUCUACUUCACUGGCUCUGCCCACUUCAACCGCUCCAUGCGGGCUCUGGCCAAAACCAAGGGCAUGAGCUUGUCAGAGCAUGCCCUCAGCACCGCUGUGGUCCGGGACAGCCGAGGCCUCAAGGCGGGGCCUGGCCGAGUGCUACCCACCCCCACGGAGAAGGAUGUCUUCAGGCUCUUAGGCCUACCCUACCGAGAGCCAGCUGAGCGGGACUGGUGACCCGUGGCUGCCCCACCUGGCUGUCUGGUGCUUGGCUCCAGCCUUGGCGGGCUGAACCUCACUACUUCAACAGCCUGGGCCGGAGGGAAAAGGCCAGCCCGGCUCCCAGGCUCUGUCCGGCCCUCUCCUGCUAGCCUUCUGCCUCACUGCUGCCGCUGGUAGAGUUCUGGACACUGCUCCCUGUGCCUCAUUUUAAGCAAGAACAGCUGCUUGUGUAAAGCCAGUUUCCAGUGCUGAAGCCUCCGCCCCCACUCCCCCCCUGCCCAAUUCUCUGCCCAAGGAGGGUCUCGCUGCUGGGGGCAGGAUGGGGGCUGCAGGGGAGAGGCAAGCAGCUGUAGCUGAGCGUCACCUCAGACCCUUUGGAGCAAGAGAAUGAGACAUUCCACAUGUCCUCCCUCCACCCAGCCCGUUUCCUGUGCAGCUGGAAGUGUGGGGCCGGGGCCACCCAGGCUUGGGGAGGGUAGCAUUUGAAGGCCCAGAGGCCCAGUAAAAGUGUACUUGACAUUCAGCCUG